Molecule: messenger RNA, 2133 nt
Organism: Purpureocillium lilacinum
Lineage: Eukaryota; Fungi; Ascomycota; Sordariomycetes; Hypocreales; Ophiocordycipitaceae
Source: RefSeq, a predicted model, not a curated record
AUGAGAGUGAAUCUGGCUGCUGGCUUGAUUGCCAUCGCCAGUGCCGUAAACGGAUGCUUGGUCACCGUUCCGAGCACCCCAUUCAACUGCCAACCCGGCCAAUUCUCUCUCCGCCAUCUCAAGAGCAUCGUUCUCGACUCGCGCCAUGCCCAGGCAGUCGACAAGACGGGCCAGACCCUCAUCCCCCCAACCCUCGAAGACUUUACCCGCACCUUCAAGGAAGACCUCAAGUCGAGCCUCGGACUGGAUGUACCCGUGAUUAAAGGCACUCAGCCAGCGCCCAACUCCAUCUUUGUGACUCUCGACGACAAGUCCAAGUUCAAGGACGCGGCCGGACGCCACACCGCGGAGGGUUACCGACUGUCCGUUGGUGCCAACGGCAUCACUGUUGCGGGUGCGAGCGCGCUGGGUGCUUGGUGGGGGACACGCUCCAUCUUGCAGACUGCAGCUCUCAAUGACAAAAAUGUCGCCCACGGGGAAGGUGUAGACGCGCCUGGCUGGGCUUACAGGGGCAUCAUGCUUGACGGCGGCCGUCACUACUACCCGCCGGACUUCGUCAUCGAGAUGUGCUCGUACCUGUCCUUCUUCAAGCAAAACACCUUGCAGCUGCACAUGAGCGACAAUCUCAACAACUACCCGGAUCGCUACUCCCGCGAGCGUACCAUGAGCCUCUACUCGGCGUUCCGCCCAUGGUCCGACGACCCGGCCGUGGCGGGGCUCAACGACCGACGCAACGAGUCGUACACGCGCGACGAGUUCGACGACAUGCAGCGUCGGUGCGCGCGGCGCGGCGUCACCAUCGUGCCCGAGAUUGAGGCCCCCGGCCAUGCCCUGGCAAUUGUCAAGUGGCGCAACCAGAUUGGCCUCGAAGACCUCAGCAUGCUCAACAUCUCGCACCCCGACACGAUUCCCACGAUGAAGACGAUCUGGAAGACGUUCCUUCCCUGGUUCCACUCCAAGGUAGUGCACAUCGGGGCAGACGAAUAUGACGAGAACCUUGUCGCGGACUACACGCAUUUUGUCAAUGAGAUGGCGUCAUUUAUCAAGCAAGAGUCUGGCAAAGACAUACGUAUCUGGGGUACUUUUACGCCGAAGCAGGGCGCCAACGUCUCCAAGGACGUCGUCAUCCAGCACUGGUCGUCUCGCAUGGAUAACGCACUAUUCGACUACGUCAACAAUGGGUAUCAGGUGCUCAAUGCAGACCAUUCUUUUUACGUCGUCAACAAGUGGUCCUCAUCUUACCCGCCUCCCCUCAAAAAGUCCCAGGCCUUCACGGGCGGUAACCCCGCCACGGGCGGCCCCUUCUCGCCAAACAUCUUUGACAUCAGCAACGCGACCAACAACCCGCCGCGGGACAGUCCCGCUGUGCAGGGGCAUCUGGUUGCUCUCUGGAACGACUGGGGCCCUAACGGCACCACGGUGCUGGAGGCGUAUAGGACCCUGCGCGAUGUUCCCGCCAUUGGGGAUAAGCAGUGGGGAGGAGACUUGACCGAAGACGAGUACGAUGGUGUCAUCGAUGCAUUGCGCGCGGUCAUUCCGGACCAGAAUCUCGAUAGGAAGGUCCAGUCAAGGACUGAUGUGGUGCUCAACUAUCGCUUCUCCAAUUGCGGAAAGGACUCUACCUUUGUCCAGGACAGGUCGGGCAACAACUAUCACGGUCGCAUUCACGGAGAGGGUUGCAAGAUCAGCGGCUCAACACUCUCCUUUUCGGGCAACUGCCAUAUCGAAACACCGCUGAAGAGCAAGGGCAGGGACUACACGCUGUCAUUCUCCGUCAAACCCAGCGGCUCUAACAAAUACGGCACGCUCUUCGCCGGACCCGACUCGACGCUCCUCUCCGCCGCGGCCGACGCCGCGGGCAACGUCACAAUGGUCAGCGGUGGCGAGCACUAUGCUCUCAAUUACAGCCUCCCCGUAGGCGCCUGGACGAGCGUCAGCCUCAUUGGCAAGGGCAAUCAGACGUUUCUGUCGGUGUCGGACCGUGAGCCGCAGAAGAUGGAGUUCCUGACUCGGUUGGGCAUUUGGGGCCUGCGGUUCGUCUGGGCGCCCAUGGCGUUUGAGGCUCCGCUGGCGCGCAUUGGAGAGGGCUUUGUUGGCGAGAUGCGAAAUAUCACUCUGCGCGGCAGCGCUUGA